Molecule: messenger RNA, 1489 nt
Organism: Asterias rubens (European starfish)
Lineage: Eukaryota; Metazoa; Echinodermata; Asteroidea; Forcipulatida; Asteriidae
Exons: 3
Coding region: 455-1342 (295 amino acids)
Source: RefSeq, a predicted model, not a curated record
GGCUGCUGAAACGGGGGAGAUGAAACUGGUCCGUGAACUGGACCCACAGCCGGUGUGUAUUUUCAUAAUUGUAAGGCCUACAAUAAGUAUUCUGGCAAGAGAAGAUCUAUCAAGAAUUUACAAGCUAGAUCCCAGUGUAGCCGUUAACAUCCCAAUGUCAACACGCACACUAGUAAACUUUCAAGACAUUUCCCUAAGCCCAAGACAAAGCAGGUGACAGGGACAUCCCUGUGUAGGAAGAAGCGUUCUUCGCCCAGGUCCGAAGAGAAGGUGGCUCGAAGUAGGGAGAUGUCUGGCAGUCGGGAGUGAGAAUUGACGAAAUGGGAGGAAAAUACACCAUGCAGAAGAAUGGAUACGAUGAGAUUGCUGCUGUGGCUGAGUGUGAGAGAGACAAUACUGGUGGUUGACAGCAUAAUUGACAUCGGCAGCACAUUAUACAACACUCUUGAGGAUCAUGGCAGACACCAAUCAGCCUCGUGUUAUGUUGUGGGCGGUUUACCGUUCAUGCUCCACGGCAACCAUGCGAGCCUUAAGCACAAUCGAAGGAGGAAAAUACUUCUACGAGCCCUAUACCGCUGCUGCAUACUUUGGCCCAGAAAGGGUGUUUCCGAGAGUGAAUAGUGUACCUGACAAGGCUACCAGUGAUCUUCCUGGUUCGGACCUCGCCUACGAUAACCAGGUGAAUACAUUUUCCUGGGUAAAACAGACAUUAGAAGAAGAACAUGAAGGGGCCAGACUAGUAUUCGUUAAGGAUCACGCAUACAGUCUGAAGAUAGCAGGGAAAGGUUGGGAUGAAAUCCCAAAUGGAUAUCGGCACACUUUCCUUAUUCGUAAUCCCAACAAAACAAUUCCAUCAUGGAGGAAACUCAACUUGGAGUUCAAACCAUCUUCUGGAACAAUGGAUGAAGAGCAGAUGGAGGCGUGGCAGGAUCUACAGAUGGGCAGUCUCGCAGGAGGGUUUCACAGCUUGCUUGAGCACUACGAAUACGUCAGAGAAAACCUUGACCCCAACCCCUUCGUCAUGGAUGCUGAUGAUCUCCUGGCCGACCCGGAAGCAAUGAUACCGGCUUACUGUCAGGCAACAGGGACACCUUUCAGGAAAAAGAUGGUGGAAUGGGGAGAAGACAACGGAGUACCCGCCCAAGCCAGAUGGAUCAUUUGCCGCCCCAAUCUGGCAUCAUUUCAACUCCAUUGCAAACAAAAGGCUAUCACUGCCGCUUGCUUCUCAAAAGAAGUGGAAUCGGAGAUCAAAUCGAUACCAAGUCCGAAAGUAGCUGCACUCAUUCAGCGUUGUAUGCCCUUCUAUGAAAAACUUUACCAGCAGCGCCAUGUUCUAGAGUGAUAACAUCAUCUGCGUGGUACGUGCGGGUUUCGUACGGUCUUUGAACGACCACUUUGGACCUGCGUAAUGCCUACAUUGGUCUAAAGGCAGUGGACACUAUUGGUAAUUGUCAAAGACUAGCCUUCACAGUUGGUGUAUCUCAACAUU